Messenger RNA from Calliphora vicina (urban bluebottle blowfly), 3530 nucleotides. RefSeq names its product phosphatidylinositol glycan anchor biosynthesis class O (gene PIG-O). Lineage: Eukaryota; Metazoa; Arthropoda; Insecta; Diptera; Calliphoridae. Gene Ontology annotation, molecular function: mannose-ethanolamine phosphotransferase activity. The transcript is spliced from 6 exons. Gene Ontology annotation, cellular component: endoplasmic reticulum membrane. Bases 83 to 3367 code for a protein of 1094 amino acids. Gene Ontology annotation, biological process: GPI anchor biosynthetic process. The record is from RefSeq and is a predicted model, not a curated record.
GGAAGUGCAUUGUUUUAGAUGCAUUUGUUGAAUACAAAGAAAUAAUAAAAGUAAACAAUAAAAAAUAAGUUAAAUAAUUACAAUGAAAUUUGCUAUAAGUUAUGCAUUUGUAAUUUUGUGGUUGGCAUACUUAAUUGCAUCUGGAGUAUAUCUAUUUUCUCGAGGGUUUCUUUUGUCUCGCGUUUCGAAAACGGAUGUGAGCAGUUGCCGGCAUUUGUCAUUAGAUCAAAAUGACGAUUACUAUAUUACUGAGGAGGUUGUCCAAGAAAUAUUUAAAGAUGUAAAUGCAUCAGCCAAUUUGUGCCUGCCUCAAAAAUCAAAAGUUAUAAUUUUGCUUAUUGACGCAUUAAAAUAUGAGUUUGGUAUUUAUAAAGAGAAUCUCUCUCAACCGUUGCCAUAUGAAAAUAAAUUAAGUGUAAUUCAUGAACUUUUGGAACACAUGCCGGAUCAAGCCCGUGUUAUGCGUUUCAAAGCUGAUCCGCCCACAACUACACUGCAACGGCUUAAGGGUUUAACAACUGGCAGUUUACCCACAUUUGUUGAUAUGGGAUCUAACUUUGCUUCGCCUGAAAUAAAUGAGGACAAUAUUAUUGAUCAAAUGGUCAAAAGUCAUUUACCUAUAGUAUUUUUAGGUGAUAGUACGUGGGCUGAUUUAUAUCCUCGGCGUUUUAAACGAUCUUAUGCGUAUCCCAGUUUUGACAUAUUCGAUCUUGAUACUGUCGAUCGUAAAAUAGAGAAGCAUUUGCCUAAAGAAAUGCAAAAGAAAGACUGGCAAGUAUUAAUUGCUCAUUUUUUGGGAGUCGACCACUGUGGCCACAAAUAUGGACCACUUCAUGAGGAGAUGUCACGUAAACUUAGUGAAAUGAAUGAUGUCAUCAGAAAUGUUGUCGCUGAAAUGGACGAUAAAACAACUUUAUUCGUAAUGGGUGAUCAUGGCAUGACUGCUUCUGGUGACCACGGUGGAGACACAGAUGACGAAACCAACGCUCUUCUAUUUGCCUACACCAAACAAGCAAACUUUUUCAAAAAUGAAUUUAAUUCUGACAACACGUCACUGCAGCAGAUCGAUCUUGUACCAACUCUUGCCACCAUUCUCGGAAUACCCAUACCAUACUCCAAUUUAGGCUUAAUAAACUUUAAUCUUGUUCCUGAUAUACCCAUUCCGCACUUGAGUAAAAUUCAAACUCUAAUUUUACACGCCUGGCAAAAUGCGCAACAGAUUUACAAGUACUUUUUCAAUUACGCUUUAGAAAAUAAACGAACCUUUAAUGUGGACAAAAUGGAUAGCUUGGAAACUGAAUUUAUACUGUUAACACAUCGGGUGAAAACAAUUUACAAUGAAGUUGCUUUUAAAUCAUUCAUUGGAGAUUUAAAUAUAAACCUGAGACUAAUACUGAGUACUUGUCGCGAGAUAUGGGUUAAGUUUGAUGCUACGCAAAUGUCGCACGGUUUACUUGCUACCUUUUUGCCAAUAUUUUUCUCCUUCAUACUGAUCAACAAUACCCGAUCCAUAGAUUUUUAUAAAAUCUUCCAACUGAAGGAGGUGGGCUAUACGUAUCUUUUGAAUAUUGCGGCAGGAGUAUUUGGCUAUCGCUACUAUAAGAACUUUACUUUCAAAACGGAAGAACAUGCAAUAAUAUUUUUCACCAGCAUAAUUAGUACAUUAAUUUUGGUAUACCACACAAUACAGAAUUGGGCCACAAUUGCAAAUAAUUGGUCAAAAGUGAAGCGGUUUGGUAAUUUGCCAACGCGUUUGAUCCUGAUCAUAUUGAUUUGUGUAUUUUUCUCUAACAGUUUCAUAAUUCAAGAAGGCAAAAUCUUGUCUUAUUUACUGGUAGCUGUCAUUUUCCUAAUGGUUUACGAACUUUUACAAAAAAGCGUCCGAAUGGAUUUUCGGAAUAAAUUUAAAUUUCAACAAUUUGUGAAGUCCGCCGCAUUUAAGCUGUUUGUGGCCAGUUUCUUAGCUAUUGCAUUAAUACGAUUUGCAACUUCUCUGUUCCGUUGUCGCGAGGAACAAGGCAACUGCGCAGACUUUACUAACAAUGGCAAUUCGGGUGGAUUUUCACUAAAGAAGCCCUCCAGCGCUAAAACAUAUAUACUUGCAGUUGUAAUAAUUGUUUUAUACUCGACACUUAGUCGAAUAUAUCUUCGUUCUUGUGGAAAUUUGACGGGAAAUUGCGUAAAUGUUUUGGUGGCUCGUUAUGGUCCAACCAUAGCGAGUAUUUGUGCAGGCGGCCAUAUUCUUCUGUCGAACAGUGCUAUUAAGAAUAUACAAAGAACUCAUAUUGAUGCAAUGGCGGUAGUAAUUUAUACUCUUUUGGUUUUUCAAAUCAUCAUAGUUACCGUGUCACCAUUAAUGGUGUAUGUAUUGCCACCUAAAAAUGCCUCCACGAUCUCUGUAAAUCGCACAGACAGUGUGAUACCAGAAAUUUUCAAAAAAAUUAAGCGCAUGUACGAAGACGAUGAUGAAGAACGGCGCAAUGAAAUUCCUGUCGUUUAUGGAUUAGCAACAAUAUACUCAUCAGUUAUUAUAUCAUUUGGAACAUUCUUAGCUAUGGUUUUAAUAGUACUAUUGGAGCCACGAUCAUCCAUGGGUGUUGUUGUUUGUAUAGCUGUAGGUGCUAUUAUACUCUUACUUCAUGCUAUUUUGCGUUACAGGACUGCAACAAGUUUUGAAACUUGUAUACAGCCAACAUUCACUGCCGUGGUUGCAUGGUUUUUAUUGGCUCAUUUCUGCUUUUUCGCUACUUCGCACCAAACGACACUAUCGCAAAUAGAUUGGCGUGCAGCAUUUGUUGGCCGAACUACCAACAUUGGACACUCAAACUUUAUAUCGGCAAUAUUAGUAAUACUCAAUACGUUCUGUGGCCACGUUCUGUUCUUUUGCAUGUACGGCUUAUUGUCUACUGAGACCUUUUCUGUUUUUGCUCUUUUUCCCAAUCUUAUAAAAACUAAUUAUAACCGUGAACAACGCAAAACGGAGGUUUCUGGCUUGGCGCGACCAUCCAAUGUAUCUGCAUCAAUAAAUGAUCGAUCGCUUAGUGAUAUAUCGAAUGAAUGUGUUGGAUUUGACAUGACUCGAGGAGAAUUGGUAUUGUUCGAGCAGGAGGCUGUAUUUAUCGGCACCGCUUUUAAAUUGGCUAUUCAAUUUUAUAUUUUGCAAGGAAUAAAGGUCUUUUGUUCCAUGCUAGCGUGUACCAUACAUUGUCGUCAUUUAAUGGUUUGGAAAAUAUUUGCUCCGCGUUUCAUAUACGAGGGCAUUGCAACGUUCGUUAGUAUGCCUGCCAUUAUUGUAGGAUUUUUACUUAUUGUUCGCAUUCAUAAAGCAGUAGACACUUUAAUUGUUAAAAUCAACAAAAUUAAAUAAAUUAAUUGUAAUUUCUUAGACAAAACUAGUCCAUUUAAUUGUAUUAAACAAAUUGUAUUUAUUUACAAAGACUUUACAUAUUUAUGUUAGUUUUGUAAUGUUUAUUUCUUUUUAUUUUAUAUGUAAUAUUAAAUUGAAAUAAAGAUUUUAUUACCAAAUUAAA